AUGGACGGAUAUCUGAAGAAAUUCCAAGUUGCCGCCGGUAAGGUUGGCACACAAGCAACCGCAUUCGCACAAAGUACCGGUCAACAAUUAAAUCAAAGUGCAAAAUUAGCACAAGCAGGAUUUUCAUUACCGAAAGAAUGCGAAAAAGCAGCAAGGAUCUUACAAACAUUCUUGGCUGAUCCUGAACAUCCAGAAACCGCUUUAAAUAGUAUUCCAAAAGCUGUAUUGCAACAGGCAAAAGGUUUGGCCAUCUUUAGUGUUAUCAAAGCAGGUUUCGUUUGGUCAGGUAAAGCUGGUAGUGGUGUGGUGAUUGCUCGUUUGCCUGAUGGAUCUUGGUCCGCUCCCAGCUGUAUCGCAACAGGUGGUGUUGGAUUCGGUAUUCAGAUCGGUGCCGAUCUUUCGGAAUUCGUCGUCGUUCUCAAUUCAGAAGAAGCCGUUCGUUCAUUCUGCUUGGCUGGCAAUUUGACAAUCGGUGGUAACUUGAGCGCUGCCGCAGGACCAAUCGGAACAGGUGGUUCUGUACAAGCUGCAAUCGCUCAUCCUGCACCUAUGUUUAGCUAUUCACGCAGCAAGGGAUUAUACGCAGGCAUGAGCUUGGAAGGAACUGCAUUGAUCGAACGCAAGGAUGCCAAUCGUGAAUUCUACGGACAACCGAUUCCAGCCAAAGAUCUAUUGGAAGGAAAGGUUCCACCACCGGAAGCAGCAUCAGCAAUGUACGAAGUCGUCGAACAGGCAGAAGAGAUUGACGAGAAGGGCGUACCUCAACAAGCAUACAUUCCAUCCCAGACCCCUGGUGGCCAAGAACAACCGGUAACGGCAUACAACCUAAGCGGAUCCACACCAUCAGGAGGCAGUGCGUCUGCAGCAGCUCCCGCAAAAGACAACAAUGCGAUCUUUGAUGCGUAA
Messenger RNA from Meira miltonrushii, 906 nucleotides. Its product is annotated as DUF500-domain-containing protein. The record is from RefSeq and is a predicted model, not a curated record. Gene Ontology annotation, cellular component: actin cortical patch. The transcript has a single exon. The coding region runs from base 1 to 906 and encodes 301 amino acids. Gene Ontology annotation, biological process: actin cortical patch localization; actin filament bundle assembly. NCBI's taxonomy places the organism in Eukaryota, Fungi, Basidiomycota, Exobasidiomycetes, Exobasidiales, Brachybasidiaceae. Gene Ontology annotation, molecular function: phosphatidylinositol binding; actin filament binding.